GUGGCAAAGAUAAGUUCGACUAAUCGAGUAAUACUUUGGCCAAUAUACUGGAGUACGAUCAUUCCUAAAAAUGGCUAUCAAAUUUAGGGAUUUGAUUCCUUCGGAGUUGAGGCUUUGUUUCAAUUCGUUUGAUUCUCCAGUCCUGGUUCUAGCUAUAUGGCGGCUCUUCUUCCCCCUGAUGAUCCAGCAGCUUCACUCCCACCACAACAUCCCACAAGGGAUGAAAUGUAUUGUUCUGGGGCUGUGAGUCUCAUUCCUAAUUCUCUCAUGGAGGAAAUAUUUUUGCGAACUACUGCGAAAUCCUUACUAAGCUUAAAGUGUGUGUGUAAGUCAUGGUACCAUGUAAUCAAGGAUCCCAAUUUUGUUCGGAAACGAUUUCGUGAUUCACAGUCUAUGGGAUGUACUGUUUUAUCUAGUACUAUUACUACUACUACAGAUGGUUAUCUAGGUAAGAAGAUUUACUUGGGAUCGUUUCACGAAGGGUGGAAAAUUGAGAAUGCUGAUGGCGGUAAUGGUAAAUGGGAAACCAACUUUUGGAGCUUACCUGUAUCGAAAGACAUUUGCAAAGAACUGUGGAUGGCAGCAUGCAAUGGUUUAAUCUGUAUUUAUGGGAACUACUGUAAGACUACUAUGGAUAUGUGGAACCAAACUGAAGGGGUACUAAGUGAAAUACCUAAAAGACAUGUUGAAAAGUAUUCCAUGGUAUAUAUAUGUAACCCCACGACACACGAAAUUAUAGAUCUUCCAAGGCCUAGGAAAGAAUUCGAGAAAGGCUCAUGUGGGUUUGCAUUUGAUGCGAAAAGAAAUCAAUAUAAAGUUGUUCAUUUGUUUUAUGACUCUCAGCACGAGGCGUGGACAUUUGAGAUUUUUACUUUGGGUACAAUGUCAUGGAAAAUGAUGGCAGAUGAGGCUAAAGAGGAGGAACCAAACAUCUCUUGGUAUAAGUUGCAUGGGGCAAAACCAAGUAAUCCUAUUUAUGUGAAUGGUUUUCUUUGUUGGCUUAUCAAGUUUUACAGUGGGACAUGCGAUGCGUGCGUUCUAUGUUUUAAAGUUGAAGACAAAUUCCGACCCAAGUUGAUUAAGAUGCCAGAAGACAUCAAUGAAGAUUACUUUCUGGAAGCUAUUCAAGCACAGCAAAAUGUAACUUUCUUGGUAAAACUGAAUGGAAGUUGCUUAAUAUAUGGAUGCUAAAGGAAGAAAGGUGUCUUGAUGAGAAGGAGAAUGUGUGGAUCAAGAAAUAUUGCAUUAAACUGGAUUUCGAUUUAAAUUUCUGCCGAAGCAUAAUUCCUGUUCGCAUUCAAAACAAAGAUAUUUUGUUCGUGUCUUCAAAUACAGGGGAAUUGUUUUCUUAUGACACGGAAAGUAAAAAUUGUGCAACUAUUUUCAAACCUGAAGGUUUGUUCACUGAACCUUUGGAAGAACCGUCACAAAUCGUAACUUAUAUGGAAAGCUUGAUUUCUGUCCGUGAUAUAAUUGCCAUGAAGCGAGAAUGACAGUUUAGGACAGGUAAGUAUCCUAACACAUUUUGUUAUUACAUGACUUUGAAUGAAAUUUUUUGAACAGGGUAGGAUGAAAUGAAUACCACAGGGACAAAUACAGUUAGAGGUUUGAUAUGGUUGAUAAUGGGUGUUACUUCAAUCACUUAACAAAGUAUCUAAUUUAUGCAGAACAUGAACAUGGUGGUAUUUAAACGCUAGAAAUCCUGUAGACUCAGUCUACUUUUGUAAUAUUUAACAUUGC
Papaver somniferum (opium poppy) is the source of this 1740-nucleotide messenger RNA. RefSeq names its product F-box/kelch-repeat protein At3g23880-like. Bases 157 to 1191 code for a protein of 344 amino acids. The transcript has 2 exons. Lineage: Eukaryota; Viridiplantae; Streptophyta; Magnoliopsida; Ranunculales; Papaveraceae. The record is from RefSeq and is a predicted model, not a curated record. Gene Ontology annotation, molecular function: protein binding.